Molecule: messenger RNA, 126 nt
Organism: Linum tenue
Lineage: Eukaryota; Viridiplantae; Streptophyta; Magnoliopsida; Malpighiales; Linaceae
Source: the annotation of a GenBank genome assembly
AUGUCUAUUUCACCGAGCCUCUCUCCGAGACAGUGCCCAGAUCGUUACGCCUUUCGUGCGGGUCGGAACUUACCCGACAGGGAAUUUCGCUACCUUAGAACCGUUAUAGUUACGGCCGCCAUAUGA